GCUUAAAAUAAUCUUUUUAUACAUGGGGCCUCCUCGUGUAAAUUGUGACUUUAGAGUGAUAUCAGCAAUAUUUGUUACUUGCUUUACUGGUUUUAAUUCUACUAACACUGAAAAAUUGUUUUAUAGUUUGUUCCUCAUUCUAAAAUCGUACCCUUGGAGUUCCCGUGUGGCUCAGUGGGUAAGGAUCCAGGGUUGUCACUGCUGUGGUUCUGUUUACAUCUGUGGUGCAGGUUUGAUCCCUGGCCUGGAAGCUUCAUGCCUUGGGCAUGACCAAAAGGAAAGAAUCAAAUUGUAAUUGUAUUUGAUAUAUCACCCAGUCACCCUCAAAGUCAUGUUUGGCUAAACAGCUAAGGCAUUGGGUUCAGGGAGAAUUUAUUUGUAGUUUUCUUUUUCUUUUUCUUUUGGAGUGUCUUCCUGUUUGUCACUAGGCCUUCAUGGUAAAUUGCCUUCUGUAUAAGCGACUGUAGGUGUUAGUGCUCUGAGGGGCCCGUGUUGGACGCGAGGGCGGAGUAAAUGGUGAUAGACCACUUUCAGUAGGAAGCCCUGAUGAGUAUAGGAGUACAACUUUGUUAUCUGGGCUUGAGACAAUGUGUCUUGCUCUUGGUACAUGUGAGGGCUGGCCUAGCGAAUCACAGAGGAAACAUCAUUUGCAUUUUUUCCACUGACCUCUCCCUCGCAUUUUGGAGACUGCUACUGAGACUUUUGCAGGAAAAACCGUUUGUAGUAAGAAGCCUGUCACAUGUGAGGUGCCCCACAUCUUUCACAAUCUAUUUGUGUAAUUGCUGCAGUUUUCAGAUGCUUUUGAUUUCAAGCAGGACACUUUGGGCUGCAUGCUGAGCCGAAAUUGCAGCAGGAGUUCACUCUGCAUGAGUUACUUCUGUUGCCUCCUCUGGCUUAUUGCUCGUGGGCCUGGGAAAGCUCAGAUAAAAAUACUGGGAGGAAUGAGGCACAGGUAAUGCCUGAAAUAUAUUUCCGGUGGCUAAGUCAGCAACUGACCCAUGCUUAAAGAAUCUUUUUUUUUUUUUUUUUUUUAAAUUUCUGACAUAGUAGGGAUGGCUGAAUAUUAUGAAAUGUGCUUUGCGUUACAAACUGUUCACCUUCCUAAGUUCGCCUUAGUGGUGGGACAAUAGAAUGAAUAAUACUCAUUUGUGAUCACAUACAUCUUUCUCCCCCAACAACCCCGUUCUCUUCUCUCUUGCUAUAAUUUUGUCAGUUCUAAAACGUUAGGGAAAUGGAAUUAUAACAAUACGUGGCCUUCUGAGGUUGGCAUUUUUCCCUUGGAAGUAGCCGUCCAUCCAAGUUGUAUUCAGGAUGGCCCAUUCCUUUGUAUUGCUAAAUUGCAUAAGUAGUGCAGUAUGGAUGUACCAUGUUUUUUUAACCAUUCACCUAUUAUUGGUUGUUUCCAGUUGGGGGCUGUUACAGAUAAAGCCAUGAUGACCAUUUAUGUAUUAGAUGUUUGUGUGGACACAGUUUUAAGUUCUGGGUUAAGUGCCCAGAAAUGUUGAAUUGCUGAGUCUUGGAGCAAGGGUAUCUUUAGUCUCUUAAACAAACUACCACACUGUAUUCCCAAGAGUCUGUCCCACCAGCAAUGUGUGAGAUCCACUUUCUCUGCAUCCGUGCCGGCAUUUGGUGUUGUCCCCAUUUUUAGUUUUAACUUUUUUAAUAGGUAGCGUAUCUGGGUUUUAAGUUCCUCAGAUGUGCUUGUAAAACUGAUUUGACAAAGAGCAAAGAUUUGUGAGUUGUGGGUGUUUAGCCCUCCAUGUGGCUCUGUCUCCGGGCAGUGCUCAGGGGUCUAUUGACCUUCUUCUUUGUGUGUGAGGGGUGGGGGGGCAGGGAGGUGCCCCUACAGCAUGUGGAAGUUCCCAGGCCAGGGAUCGAACUCGCACCACAGUAGUGACCCAGGCCACAGCAGUGACAGCACUGAAUCCUUAACCUGCUGAGCCAUGAGGGAACUCCUGUUGACUUGUUUUUUUAAAUCCCCUGCUGUGGUGUCCUUGAGAGAGGGGAGUCUGACCAGGGCUAACCUUGGGGGAAGCAAGGACUGUGAGCCCAACACUCACCUUCCCCUUUGCCUGGUAGGACCUAGCACAGCCCUGUUUGUGGCUCGGUACUGCCAGUGAUGAUGAAGGAACGGUGUUGUCCCAACACCAGGAAUUCUGGUUAAUUCUCUGUAAAUUUGCUGCAAUGAAUGUAGCCUUGAAUGUUUUGAACAUUUGGCACAGAAUGGCCCUAACAAUGUGUUCAAGUAGUUUUGUUUCAUUUUAUUCGUCCACAUGAUCUUGGGUACUUUAUUUUUGGUAAUGCUAAUUAGCUCACACUGCACAUUAAAAAAAAAUGCUAAAAUAGCCAAAAGUGUAUGCGUAAAGCAGAAAGUAAGUGUCCAUCCCUACCACAAGUACCUACUAUUAAAUGGUUCUAGACUUUAACUAUAUGUGUUUUGUAUCUUGCUGUGUAUCUAUGUAUGUCUUGGGUGUGUAUUCCCCACCUGCUAUUUUGUACUGCCUCCCACCCCCGCUUUUUUUCCCAGUGCCUAAUAUAUUAUGGGCAUUUUCCCCUGUGAUUCUUCAAGUGCUGAAUACCUAUGACGAAGCUUUGGGUUCCUUUCUCUAACCUUUUUUGUUGUCUUGUAAAAGGGACAAGAGAAACCUUUGAAAGACCUGAACAAUAUGUAUUUUAUUCCUUAUUACAUGGGUUUGGCUUGAAAUCAGGUUGUGGCUUUAUUUGCAAGUACACCAGUAGAAUUCUGGGUGUUAGGGUCUAUCCACUUUAUUAUAAAUAAUGCAGGUCUGAUUUUAUAAUGUGAUCUCCUGCAGAACCUGGAGGGAAGCACAAACUGUGAGCACAGGAAUCUUUAGGGACGGCGUAGUCCUCUGGGUAUUUGUCUCUUCAUCAGCUGCUUAGUCAGAUGGAGUGUUUUCUUAAGUGCUUCUGAAAUGCACAGCCCAGUUUUUAUUUUGAAAUCAUUCCUUCCGUCUUCUCUCCCCUCUUCCAUUACUUUGAUUACCUUGAUGGGAUGUUCAAGCUGUGCAGUCUUGUCCUUUUAUUUCCAUAGCCUGGGAAGCCAGUUUGAAGAUUAACUUUAGGUGCACAGGGAAUCUGAUCUGCUUGGCUAGAAGUCACCCAUCAAGAUGAAACACGUGUCAACAAAGGCCCCACUAGACUUGGGCACCUGAAUGAAGAUUUUAUCAUGUGGGCAACCUGCUGCAACUGGUUCUGCCUGGAUGGACAGCCUGAGGAGGCCCCACCGCCCCAGGGAGCCAGGACGCAGGCCUAUUCCAACCCUGGGUACAGCUCCUUCCCCUCCCCGACGGGCUCGGAACCAAGCUGCAAGGCCUGUGGGGCCCACUUCGCCAGCAUGUCCAGGAAGCAGACCUGCUUGGACUGUAAGAAGAACUUCUGCACGACCUGUUCGAGCCAAGUGGGCACCGGGCCCCGCCUCUGCCUUCUCUGCCAGCGCUUCCGAGCCACAGCCUUCCAGCGGGAGGAGCUCAUGAAGAUGAAAGUGAAGGACCUGAGGGACUAUCUCAGCCUCCACGACAUCUCUACCGACAUGUGCCGGGAGAAGGAGGAGCUGGUGUUCUUGGUGCUUGGCCAGCAGCCCGUCAUCUCCCAGGAGGGCAGGACUCGCGCCCCCACCCUGGCCCCGGACUCCCCCGAGCAGCAGGCCUUCCUGAGCCAGCCUCACACCAGCACAGUAGCUCCUACCUCGCCCGGCCACCCGUCGGCACCUGUACAGGCCACCUCCGUCCCCCCGGCCCUGGCUCAGCCCCGGCAGCAGGCCAAUGGCCAUGUGUCUCAGGACCAAGAGGAACCCGGCUACCUGGAGAGCACAGCCAGACCCCCUGCCGAGGAUGAGACCCAGUCCAUCGACUCCGAGGACAGCUUCGUCCCAGGCCGGAGGGCCUCUCUGUCCGACCUGACUGACCUGGAGGACAUCGAAGGGCUCACCGUGCGGCAGCUCAAAGAGAUCCUGGCUCGCAACUUCGUCAACUACAAGGGCUGCUGUGAGAAGUGGGAGCUGAUGGAGAGGGUGACGCGGCUGUACAAGGAUCAGAAGGGACUCCAGCACCUGGUGUGUGGUGCCGAGGACCAAAACGGGGGAGCGGUGCCGUCCAGCCUGGAGGAGAACCUGUGUCGGAUCUGCAUGGACUCGCCCAUUGACUGUGUUCUGCUGGAGUGCGGCCACAUGGUGACCUGUACCAAGUGUGGCAAGCGCAUGAACGAGUGUCCCAUCUGCCGGCAGUACGUGAUCCGAGCCGUGCACGUCUUCCGAUCCUGAGGGCUUGUGCCAGCCUCUUCAGUGCCUUACGGGGACGGAGCUCGAAGUAUCUGAGCCCAGGCUUGGCCAGCUCGCAGAGGGGCAGGCUAACGAGAAAACCCGCCGUGUUCCCAAGACCAGGGCAAGCAGAGAUGCCGUGUCACCUCUGGGCACGCCUGUGUUGCUUCAGAGGUGGACCGCGUGGAUGGCAGAGCCUGAGGCCCACGGGAACUGGUACAGAUCGCAUGGGCAAGUCUCUGUGUCAAUGAUUUUGGGUGAUGAUGGUGACUGAUGAAGAGAGGACUUUCCAGAACUUGGACUAUACCUUCCUCCUUCUUCUGAGACCCUAAACAGUUUCACGCUUUCUCCUGUAGCCCGCCCAUCCCCCUGACCUGCUUGCCUCUGUUUCACCCAUCAGAAGUCCUGGUAGAAACGGCUUUCUUCCCAGCACAUCUGGAUUCAUGUCUGUCUCUGGUCUUCUGUGCUUUUAACCGCCCUUUGCUAAAGUCUCUGGCUAUAUUACCUAAAAUCCAUUUAUUUCUUCAGACCAAAAAGAUGUCAGCUUACCAGACCAACAAAUUCCUAGGACAGAAUUUGGACCGGUACACUUAUUUCUGGUGAGAAAUGAAACACAAAUGCUAUUGAAAAAUUUUUAAGUCUUUCAGGGUUGCUUCCUUAAGUGCUGGGAUUGGAAGCGAUCAGUCCAGGGAGCCAGCAAGGCAUCUGGCUCUCAAAAUGCUGGCAGAUUCCAGUCUGUGCAAAGAGGUGGCACCUGGGUCUUCUCUGCUUCGCCCUGGGGGCCUGGCUUUGUGCCAUCCUUUGUUUUAACUGGGGAGAAGAGGGAAAGCGUUGGGUGCAAGCAGUGGCUUUUUGCUUGGCGCUGACUUCUCCAACAGUCAGUCUUAAGCCCCUUUCCCCUGAGCAUGAAGUCCUUCUUUCCCCGGGUCUCACUGAAGGCAGAGAGCCUUACUCCUCUCUAGCCAGACUUCUCAGGAAGUUCCUGGAGACUAAGCAUGUAAGACAGAGCACCUAAGAGGUGCUAGAAGGUACUGAACCAGGCCGGCUUCGGCCCUUGAGCAGACAGCUGGAAGUCCUAGCUCCCCAGGUUGGUGGGAUCUCCCUACCCUCGUUUCCUUUCUCAGCCUACUGAUGUGGGGGCAGGUCAGGAAGCAUUCUCUGGGACCUUUAGGAGGGACCUUGUGACGAGUAGGUAACAUUCUUGAGCCCUCUCAGGGUCUUUUCACCACUGGAAGAGCUUAAGGACAGUUUGCUGGAGAAGCGUAGCCAAGCACACACACACACUCUUAUCAGAAGAGCUGUGCCUGCUGCCAUUCCAGCUGGAUGAACUAUGCAAACCAUGAACACCCGAGGGCCUUGGCAGUCAGCCCCACCCCAGCCCCCAGUGCAGCCACGAUUUCAGACUGGGAGAACCGACCAUGACUUUGGGGACCCUCGAAGGGGACCUGUGUCACGGUACACACAAACUUAAGGCUUUCUUUCCAUCGUCAAACGCUAACCCCCUUUGGGGGAAUGAAAUAAUUUCCUCAAGUGGUUGCCAGCUGAACACUGGGCCACUUAGCUGACAUUAUACCAAGUCCUGCAUGGUUUGAUUCUGGGCUGUGUGGCCUUUGUAGGAAAUUGGGGGGGGGAUCAAGGGAUUUCCCUGUGAAUGCAUUUUUCACCUUUCUGCUGGACAGUAAAUACUCUAGUUUACAGUGCCUACCAGUUUCACACAGGAUUCAGCUGCUCCCUUCGCUGUGAAACAGGUCUCCCCACGUUCAGCUCAGUUACAAACACGCAAUAACUUCAGGGCAGAAGCUGGCUUUGUCCCCUUACUUAAAACUUGCUUUCUCUGCUGAAGCCUUACCGCUCCCUACCACCUCCCAGUUUCCCUGAUGGUUGGUUUGUACUGAUGUCAUUUACUUAUUGUGGAGAAAGAACUUGCCUUGAAGUCUUCUAACCUCGUGGUGAAGGUUUCCAUUUAGGAAAAAAGGUGUCAACCCCCCUCUCCCCUUUGUAUCUUCUUUAUUAUACCAAAUAAAAGCUGGGAAUUCCAAGCUCCCAUUUCAGUUACUGUCAUCUAACCUAGGUAGAAAACUUGAUUUUUAUUCUUGACUGCUCUCUCAUGCCCCUCAUGGAUCCUUGGCCUUAUCAUGGAAACAUCUAAUUUUUCCAACUAUUCCAUGGCUUUUGCUGUGGUUGUUCUGAGAUUUCAGUUGAGACUUGUUUUAAAAGACCUGGAGCGCUGACUGGUUCAUAAUUCACUGGAAUAGCUGGAUCCAAAUGAGCGAGAAUAAGCUGUACAGGAAUGAGUGCUCAAUAUAUAUUGUAUAAAUUUGUUGAACUCUUUUGGAUGUGAAUGUUAUUUCAAGCAGCUUAUAUUAAGAUUUUCCCAGACUGACUUGGGUGAUAAGCAAAUCCAAAUGUGUAUUUUUUGUUACAGAGCUCUGCUUUAUAAUUUUGUAAUAAAGUUUCGAUAUAGA
Messenger RNA from Sus scrofa (pig), 6741 nucleotides. The record is from RefSeq and is a predicted model, not a curated record. NCBI's taxonomy places the organism in Eukaryota, Metazoa, Chordata, Mammalia, Artiodactyla, Suidae.